Molecule: messenger RNA, 926 nt
Organism: Paramuricea clavata
Lineage: Eukaryota; Metazoa; Cnidaria; Anthozoa; Malacalcyonacea; Plexauridae
Source: the annotation of a GenBank genome assembly
AUGCAAGAGGAUGAAUGGUUUUUGGAUAAACUUAUGACAAUCUUUCAACAGGAAUUAGAGGCUAGAGAAAGAGCAAAUCUACAGUGUUUACCUUCGUCAAACUCCAGUUAUCAACGAAAUAAACCGGCAACAGCUACUGCUCUUUUCGAGGGACUGCAUGAUACUACCUGUUCUUAUGGUCAAGGACAGCACUUAUCUGCAAACUGCAAGAUAGUGACCAAUGUGGCUGCAAGGAGAGAUAUUCUGAAACGAAGUGGACGAUGUUUUGUAUGUUUAAGAAAAAACGUAUUAGUACGGAAAGCCAAUCGAACAUCAAAUGUUUUAAAUGUGGUAGACGAUAUCAUGGAAGUCUGUGCAUGGGCGGCCAAUCUCGACAAGAACUCCCCAACUCUGACCCACCAGCCAACUAGCAAGAACCUCAGCAUCCACGUCAGCCUGCAACAGAGACUGAGAAAAGGGAAGAAACUGGAAUUGGUGGUAAGAACUUACCAGCACAAUCGAACAGAGAAUGAGAUGAACAUCAACAGCAGCAAGCUACUUGAAGUCAAACCAUGUACGUUGGCACAAGAACAUCCAUCUUGUUGCAGACAGCGAAAGUCAACAUAUACAAGCCCGGAAUGCAGGAAAACAGAGUAAAUGCUCGAUUUAUACUGGAUAGUGGGAGCCAACGCUCUUUCGUGACAACCAGAGUGAAGAAUCAAUUAAAUCUUGAUGCAGACAUAUUCGGAGACCAAGCAGAGAAACUACAAAUAUGUGAAUUUCUGCACUUCAACAUUGAAGCAGAAUCAACUUAUCCCGAUAUUUCACUUUUAGCAUUUGUAGUACCCACAAUUUGUCAACCCCUCAGACACCAAACAACUCAAGCGGCACAGGAAAUUUACCAUAGUCUCAAAGGUCUUAAUCUUGAAGAUCUUGAUACUGGCUAA